CUCAGAUCAUACACCUCUGUUCAGGAGGCAUCUGCAGACACUGUAACACUUUCUGAAAGAACCGGGACGCUUAACUCUGUUUAUGGGAUAUAUUACUUACUUUGGACAUAGAGUGCCAUAUUAGAAAAUCUGAGUUUUACAAAUGAGAGGAGAAGAAAUGCUGUGCCUGCCUGACUCAGGCGACUGCUUACGGGAGCAGAUGCAGUACAUGAUGAGGUCACUGCAGGACCUGAAACAGCUCCGGAGGACCUGCCCUGCAGCCAGACGCCCCCUCAGCACCCAGCUCCCAGCGUUGGUGUGCCACUCUGCGGUGGCUCGGGCCUGUCAGCAGCGAGCGUUUCAGCGAGAGCAGCGCACACGCCUGAGGAUAUCUGACGCCAGCACAGCCAGCACGGCCAGCACAUACGACUCGGCCUGCUGCCUGGCGAGUCCUCUGGAGGAGGACGAGGACGACUCCAGCCUGAGCCUCAGACUGGGCUCUCCCAGCAGUCACAAAAGCUUGGAGUUUGAUUCAGGCUACUCUGAGGCGUCCUGGCAGGAUGAAGCGGUGGUUCUCAGGAGGACGAGGAACGUGCGGGUGUCCUCUUCAGCCUGCCUCCGUACAAACAGAGCUCCAAGUGGACGCAUCCGUCCCAAAUCCACGUCUGACGCCUGUCUAGAGACGUGGACAUCGUUUGAUGCAAACCAAGAGGACUGGACGAACUCUUUACUGACCAGGGGACGCAACCGCCAACCUCUAGUUCUGGGCGACAACAGCUUUGCAGACCUCGUACAGAACUGGAUGGACUUGCCAGAUUGUCCUGAACCCACUGAGCUGAAGCCGAAUGUAGGAAAUAGAGUGGGGAGGGGUUUCUUUGUCAACAUGAGGAAGAAACUGGUUGGGUUUUCUAAAAGUGUAGAGGACAGAGUGAGGAUGAGAUCCACAGACUCUGCGCACGUUGACAGAACUGCGAAUGCUGCAAAACGUCUGUCCUGUCCAGUAGCGGUAUCUCAGUCCAAAGUCCCUUUUUUCCACCAGUCUCACUCAGGCCUCAAUGAGAUGGACCCAGACUUUUACAACUUUGCAGCCCUCAUGAAAUCACGCUGCAGACAGCCGUUAAUCUGCAACAAUAUCAUUGGCUACGUCUGACACAGAGCCAUGUAUAGACUGGACAACCCUCGGAGUCACUUUAUAUUUGAUAUGACUGUUUCCCACUUUUUAUAUGCUGUGACUGCUAAAUGAAAUAAAGAUUGUCUCAUAAUUUAA
Trematomus bernacchii (emerald rockcod) is the source of this 1246-nucleotide messenger RNA. RefSeq names its product PAK4-inhibitor inka1-like. The record is from RefSeq and is a predicted model, not a curated record. NCBI's taxonomy places the organism in Eukaryota, Metazoa, Chordata, Actinopteri, Perciformes, Nototheniidae. Gene Ontology annotation, cellular component: nucleus. The transcript has 3 exons. Gene Ontology annotation, molecular function: protein kinase binding; protein serine/threonine kinase inhibitor activity. Bases 143 to 1129 code for a protein of 328 amino acids.